Messenger RNA from Abrus precatorius (Indian licorice), 438 nucleotides. RefSeq lists its product as uncharacterized. The transcript has a single exon. The record is from RefSeq and is a predicted model, not a curated record. The coding region runs from base 1 to 438 and encodes 145 amino acids. NCBI's taxonomy places the organism in Eukaryota, Viridiplantae, Streptophyta, Magnoliopsida, Fabales, Fabaceae.
AUGGAGGGCAUGGCUCAAAUUGUGGAGACCUUGGUGCAUAACCAAGGCGGAGAGCCGGCCGAAUACCGAGGGUUGUCUGCCUUCACUAGGCACCAUCCUCCAAAGUUUGAGGGAGGAUUCAACCCUGAGGGAGGCCAGAAGUGGUUGGCGGAUGUAGAGAAAGUCUUCAAUACGAUGGGGUGCCAUGAGGAACACAAGGUGAACUACGGCAUCUGCCUGCUGUGUGGGGAAGCGAAAGACUGGUGGAGGUUUGCCGGUCAAACAUUGCCACAAGAGGGUGGCUACGUUCAAUGGGAGACCUUUAAGGUGAUCUUCCCAGGGAACUACUUUCCUCGGGAUCUAAGGAAGCAGAAGGCCAGUGAAUUCCUUAAGCUAAAGCAAGAAAGCAUGAUAGUGGGGGAAUAUGUAGCAGAGUUUCAAGAGCUGAUGGAGUACUGA